CAGGGCAGGGUAGGGUCGGUAGGAGGGGGCAGAGCGGUAGCUCCGGGUGCGAGCGCAGAGCCCCCAAGCCGCAGGCUCUACUGAGCAUGCUCAGUGUGGCUGCUUGGGGCUUGCUCGGGCCGGUUCUCAGCCGCCAGCCUGCAGCUGCACUUGCCGCGGCUGCUUUUGCAGCAACGCGAGGCGAGGAUAAGGAGCUAAGCCUCGGCCUCUGCCCAGAAACCCAGCCGGAGGCAGGGUAGGCUGUUGCGGGGCGGGGGUGGAGGACUGAUGAUGAAAGCUGAGAUGGGUGCGUUGAUCAGUGUCACUGACUCGAGUCUGAGGUUACCUGUGCACAGGUGAAAAGGACCAGGUGACCACGCUGGUCAGUGUACAGGGAAAUGCAGGGACGGUCCCUGCAAGGGGAAUACCCUCCCCCCUUGCCUCUACCCCUAGAUUUCCGCGGCGUGGACUGCAUUCGCUCUUUCCUUUUGCACUGCUGUCGGAUCACAAUCGUUCGCAGAGGUUUGACUGUAGCAACCUUUGCCUAGAGAUUCCCCCUUCUCCCAAAUCUGUGUCCUCAUGGUGUCAGUCUUAGCACAAAGAGCAACCUGCUAUUGUGUCGCCAGCGUGUAUCACCUCAUCCGGCUCCCUUGCAGCGCCCCACCUCUCGCUUCCCCGGUAACUCGGCUCGUUUGCCCUAAAAAUGAAAGCUCUCAGCCGAGCGUGCUGAACGCGAACACAUAGCCGUUGAAUUUCAAGGGCCCAAAGGGCACCUAUCUAAAUGAACUGAAAGAGGAUCCCUGUGAGUGGGACGCACCCCGCAGCCAUCUCCUGCGCCCGCUCCGGUGCCCCCAAGAGAGUCGAGCAUCUUUCCCCCUCGGGCUCCAAGUCGGUUCGCGGCGUCGGAGUCAAGCUCGGUUCUUAGAGACCACCUAGCCCCGCCCUACCCUUGGCCUCCGUGAAAACCCGGCAGGAUGGAUCUCCCGGGGCCAGGCUCCGCGCGCCCCGGCCGGACCGUGCACGUUUGGGGUUACCGGGUUGAGUGUAAAGUACGGAAUGGUAGGAAGCUGCAGCCCAGCGAGUGGGCGGGGCGAGGAGACCUAGGAGGGUUCAAAAGGAGGUGGAAGGAUACACGGACCACAGUCGGAACUACUUUCCAAGGGAGGUCACGUGUGUUCCUAGUUGGGGAACUUUCCAAAUUCCCACUCCCCCGUGAUAGCUCCGGAGGCAAGUCUUCUUCCUUUGCUCGGGGAGCUCUUGCCUGGUGCAGGCAGCGGAACCCCAACCCUUCCCACGCCGCGGCGGAAACAGGGGCUCGGACCAGCCUCCCGAAGGAGCGCUGUCGGGGCUGGCGCUUGGGGAGCUGGUUACACAAGCACCCACAUCCAAACACGUGCCCCCGCCUCCCCGCCUGCUGGCUGCCGCCGAUUCUUACGGAACGCGGGGAGAGAGUCCCCAAGCUGGUGCCACUCCUCGCCUGCUACUCUAAGAGCAAGCCAAAGGACCGAGACCUGAGACUCACUCCUUGCUCUACAUCGACCUAUUCUGCGCUUCCCCAAACGUGGGAAAAGGAGCUGGGCGUUAGGGGUCUCGGGCCUCUGCCUCGCUGAUGCCUUGCCCCUUAGGGUGAACCCUUUUGGUUCUGUGCUUGCGGGUAUCUCCUGCUGCAGCCCAGAGCUUGCAUUCUGCGAUGUUGCAACAAAUGUCCAGUCACUACUCCUGAGCUGGUGAGCGCGCCCCACCUACUGUAGACUCAGCCAAGUGACUUAUCUGGUCUGAGAACCUAGUCAAUGGCCGUCAGCCCAGAACAAACCUGUCAAGUCUGCUUACAGCCCCGAUUGGGCUGACCUGUCACCGUGAGAUAGCUGAUUCAGAAAUGCUGCGAGUUGGAUCGCACUCCUACCCCGCACCCCACCGGUCAAGGAUCUACAAAGCAAGUAGUCGCCCCGCUUAAAGAGAAUGAGCAUCAACACCAGUCUGGGAAUUUAUUGUUUUUUCAUUUCCCUUAGGAAGUAGAACUCCAGACGACAAUUUGAGUCAAAAAAUAUUUAACGAGACCUAGGUUGAAGUACUGAGUUGUUUUUCAAACUUUGAGAGAAUGAGAAUCAAUCUGCAUGUGUGUUCAAUAAUUGUAAGUGCCUAGCAAAGUCUAAAGAGGAUUUAUGCUGUAUUUGAGAAAGAGUACUGUAUAUGUGCACAUCAAAGUUGCAGGCAACCUCUGAAGACUAGAAACCCCAAGAGACCUAGCGCAGAAAGCCACAGGCCAUUACCUAACUCCGGGACUACUAAUUAAACCUGGGAUAUUUACAGUGUUCUUAGAGAUCUCUGAGGCUCCGUAAAACUUUGCACUUAUAUACAGCAUUUAAAAUAGCUCUGCAGGAGUUAACAACCUGCUGAAGCUUCAGUGCUGAUAUUUAUUGAAGGCUGGUUUUGUGCAUAGUUCUGGUCAGCUUGGGAAAGGCAAGGACCACAGUGGAAAAGGAAAUGGAAAGCAACCGGAAAAGAAUAAGAGAAAGGCCUCCAGUUGAUUUCCAGAGAUGCAGAUACUGUCCACACAGCCUAGGGUGAACUACAGAUUUCAUUAUUUUAUAAAUAACCAAGGAUAAGGAGUUCCUGAUGUCUAGGUGUUCUACUAGAUUGCAUGGUAAAAACCAGAGCUGUGUUUAAUUAUCAAUUACUGCGUGGUAGAAAAAGGGGGAAUGAAGAUGAACUUUUAAAAGGGGAGUAGAUUAGGGAGGGGUAAAAUGUCUCACAUUUGUUUCUUAGGUUGCUGAUCUUGUCUCCAGAGUCCCUGUUAUUAGCACUGCCCUACUCUGUCCCUCCCCUGGAGCCUACCCUAAGUGACAAUUAGUCUCAUAGCAUCUGAGAAUCUCUGAAAUCUGCUUUCAUGGAAGCAAAUGAAACAAGGGUGCAUUCCUGUCCCUGGUGCGACAGAAUCCUCUUGGAUUCCAUGGCACAGAGUUACUCUGGAGCAGAGACAAUCUGCAUCACCAGCACUAAAGUGCUGGAGUAUGAGACCAGCCUCCAAGUACUUCCAUCUGGCUGAAGAAAGAAAAUGGGAAAUGGGUUUUACUGCUUCUCUAAACAUCAGGUCCCUUUACUUCUCUCUAGUGGUGAAUGAAAGGAUCAUCAAUGUUGGCAGAUAUUUGGCUAGCCCGACAGCAACAUCAGGUGGUUAUUAGGAGUUGCUGAAUAAAAUCCUCCUUCUGUU
Molecule: messenger RNA, 3190 nt
Organism: Nomascus leucogenys (northern white-cheeked gibbon)
Lineage: Eukaryota; Metazoa; Chordata; Mammalia; Primates; Hylobatidae
Gene: KLLN
Product: killin, p53 regulated DNA replication inhibitor
Source: RefSeq, a predicted model, not a curated record